Choloepus didactylus (southern two-toed sloth) is the source of this 711-nucleotide messenger RNA. Its product is annotated as porimin-like. Gene Ontology annotation, cellular component: cytoplasmic vesicle. The record is from RefSeq and is a predicted model, not a curated record. NCBI's taxonomy places the organism in Eukaryota, Metazoa, Chordata, Mammalia, Pilosa, Megalonychidae.
AUGGGGCUCGGUGCACGAGGUGACUGGGCAGCGCUGCUCCUGGGGGCCCUGCGGGUGUUGGCCCUGUGGGGGACCACCGUGGACAGCGCAGCAGAUUCGGAGGGAUAUACAAACUCAAAGAAUUCUAUGCUUCCGCAAAAGAACAUUGACACAACAGGGAAUGUCGUACAGUUGCCACCCAGCCAUGCAAAUGGAAUGUCCAACGGCACCUUGAAACAGUUAACAACUCCAGUUUCCUCAAUCUCAAGCAAUGUGGCAGAACCCAAAGCAGCAUUUGAUGUGACACCAGGGGUCUCCACAAAUACCUCCACCACCUUGAAGUCUACACCCCGUACAACAAGUGUUUUGCGAAACACAUCCCAGAUGGCCACAACCCAUAAUAGUUCAGUGACAUCUGUUUCUUCAUCAGUAAAAAUCACAGUAACUGUUAAUUCUAAGGAAAAUAAAGGAUCAAAAUUUGAUAUUGGCGGCUUUGUUUGUGGUAUUGUGUUAACACUGGGAGUUUUAUCUAUUCUUUACCUUGGAUGCAAAACAUAUUACUCAAGAAGAGGCAUUCGGUAUAGAACCAUUGAUGAACAUGAUGCCAUCAUUUAAGAAAAUCCAAGGACCAAGUAAAGAAGAAAGAUUGAUGCAGCCCUAUCAAUUAAUUUUGGUUUAUUAUUAGUUUAAAAAAUAUUUUCUUGAAAAUAGUAUAAACAGACCAUGCAUAUA